This is a messenger RNA of Hypomesus transpacificus, 2506 nucleotides long. Its product is annotated as docking protein 2-like. Bases 286 to 1944 code for a protein of 552 amino acids. Gene Ontology annotation, biological process: positive regulation of MAPK cascade; cell surface receptor protein tyrosine kinase signaling pathway. Lineage: Eukaryota; Metazoa; Chordata; Actinopteri; Osmeriformes; Osmeridae. The transcript has 5 exons. The record is from RefSeq and is a predicted model, not a curated record. Gene Ontology annotation, cellular component: cytoplasm.
CUAGACAGUGCAGCCUUUGGGGGGUUAGGCGACGCUGCAGAAUUGAGAGAGGACUAAAUCAACAGUUGGAGGUGGAGAGGAGGGAGAGUGGUUGGUGUAUGCAAAUAGAGAGAUAGAGAGAGAGAGAGAGAGAGAGAGAGAGAGAGAGAGAGAGAGAAGGAGAGGAGAGACGUGGUGUAUGCGGAACUGGGAGAGAAGAGGGUAAAAGUGGGCUGAAGAACAGUCAAAGGACAAGAGAGUUUAGCGGUGGUUUUAGAGGAGAAGAACAGACCAAGCUGCUCUACCAUGGAGGAGGACAUAAGGAAGCAAGGGAUGCUGUUUCUUCAGCAACAACGGUUUGGCAAGAAAUGGAAGAGGGUGUGGUCGGUUCUGUAUCGGGAGAGCACCUGCUCCAUUUCCCGCAUGGAGUUCUGGGAGUGCAAAGACGGAGGAUCCGGUACCAUGGACCGCUCCGAUCGAAGCCUGAAGAAACAGCAGGAGCACAAGAAGGUCAUCCGUCUGAGCAACUGUAUCCGGGUGACGGAGAUGGAGACGGAGGGAUGUCCGAGGGACUGUGCUCCCUUCCUGGUGGAAACGACCGAGAAGUUGUUUGUCUUUGCCGUGGAGACGGCUGGGAUGGAUGACUGGAUACAGAAGCUGUGCGAAAUAUCUUUUCCUUCAAACUGGGGUGAUCGAGGAGGGACGAAACGGAAUAGUGUACAAAGAUCAAAUGUGGAGCCACCAGAACAGGGUAUGGAGGACAACCUUCUCUACGGUGGAAGAGACACUGUGAUAGACUUCCGGGUGGUGAUGAGGAGGACGGAGGCCUCCGAGCGCUGCAGGUUGAGAGGACCCUGCGUCUUACGUACUGACGCCAACAGCCUCAUCCUGAAGGACGCCUCGACGGGGGAAGUCCUCUACAACUGGCCGUACCGCUUCCUCCGGCGCUUCGGACGCGACAAGUUGACGUUCUCGUUCGAGGCAGGGCGCAGGUGUGACUCUGGCGAAGGAAGUUUCGAGUUUGAAACCAAACAGGGGAAUGCAGUGUUCCAGGCCGUGGAAAUGGCCAUCAACCACCAGAGGACCAGGCAGCCCCUACGACAGGCCUCGGGAAGCCAGGACACGGAGCCAGCCCCCCAGUCCCGCCCCCUGCCCCAGCCUGGAUCCGAGCCCGGCAUCUACAGCACCGUCAAAGGGCCUGGUGUGCAGCCCUCACUUCCCCACCAACCUGGGACCCCCCACGCCAGGCUGGAGCCCCCAGUGGAUAAGCUCUUAACGGGGGUGAAGAGCCUGACGUUGGACACCCGAGGCUCCAAUCCCAGGAAGAACCAGGUGAAGCCAAUAUGCAGCUGCCCUCUUUUGAACCAGGAGAGCCAGACCUACUCAGAGAUCACCCUUCCCGCGGACAGGGGGGGCGACAAGGGAGAGCACACCUCCCUGCCUCCCAAGCCCCCCAGCCCCAAGCUACCCCAAGACCCUGAAUACUCCCUUCCCUUCGAUGCCCUUGCAAAGAAAAUCAUAGCUGACAUGGCAAAUACCCAGCCGUUUGUGCGUUGGGUCACAGGCUCUGAUAGGCCGGGGGGUAGCGAUGAUGAGGCUCGCGACCCGCUUUAUGACAGCAUAGACGAGCUAGCCGUCAGAGCACUGGUUCCGUGCAGGUCAGACGGCACCAAACCGAACUAUCAAAGGGCAGAACACAUUUACGACGAGCCAGAGGGCUGUGCAGUGGUCACCCCACAGCACCCGGGCUCCGCCUCUCUCUACGACAACCCGGAAGAGGUCAGAGGUAAUGCCUGGAGGAGCCUGGGAACUGUGGUUGAUCCAAAUGGCCACGAGUAUCCCUACAACCCUCAUGUGGACGACUAUGCCGUACCCAAGCCCCCAAAGAGAGCCUUUCAUCUGGAGGAUCAGGAUAGUGAAGAGGACUCCCCCUAUGAUAAUGUGAUGGUGAAAAUGGACAAGUAGUGCAGAAGAGGAUGCACACACACACACACACACAUGCUUGCACAUACACACACACACACAUGCUUGCACAUACACACACACACACACACACUUGCACAUACACACACGCUUGCACACACACACACACACAUGCUUGCACAUACAAACACCGUUGUUGGAAUAGUAUGAAUUGGAGAGCAUAUUUAACCGUUCAAAUAUUCCUACUUCUGUUCUGCACAUUUUAAUGCAGAGUUUUGAUUAGACUUAACAAUGUAGUACUUCAGCUCCACCAGCACUACUUAUCGAUUGAGUUAUUUGAAUUUCUGUCUCUUAUGGAUCCUACAGUUUAUUCUUAUUUCAAAAUGUGAAUUUCCUUCUUGUAGUACAAUGUUCUGUGCAGUAGGUGGCAGUUGGAGUUUUAUUUUUUAGUUUUUUUAGUUGACAUCUGGCUCAACUCAAAGGAUUCUUUGUAAAGUAAGCACUUAUUUAACCUAGCUUUGUUAAUAAUAAAGACUUUCUAGUAUCACCUUUGUAUAUUAUCAUAGCAGAUUUUGAAAUAAAAGUGGCCCUGGAGACCUCUGGA